Molecule: messenger RNA, 2173 nt
Organism: Spodoptera litura
Lineage: Eukaryota; Metazoa; Arthropoda; Insecta; Lepidoptera; Noctuidae
Gene: ap
Product: apterous
Biological process (GO): neuron differentiation; regulation of transcription by RNA polymerase II
Cellular component (GO): nucleus
Molecular function (GO): RNA polymerase II transcription regulatory region sequence-specific DNA binding; DNA-binding transcription factor activity, RNA polymerase II-specific
Source: RefSeq, a predicted model, not a curated record
GUACGAACAGUUGAAUGCUUUGCGCGUUCGCUGACAGCGUACCUUUCGCGACGUUGCCAGUUCGCCGCGAAACAGGAGAUCGCGAAGAAUCCCGUUUUGAUCACCAAAGAACAAAAACUGGCGACCAAUCUUGCUAUUAUGGCUGUUCCAAACUGCAACACCGAGACCACGGUUCAGGGUGAAAUGAGCCUUGUUAUUUGAGAUUCAGAGUACAGUUCUGCGUGCAGAACGGAACAAGAAGGCAUGUUGAAGGAACGAGAGAGUUCGGAAGAUUCCCCCGCAGCCCCUGAUGAGUGUGCAGGGUGCGGGGGACGGAUUCAGGACAGAUAUUAUCUGCUAGCAGUAGACCGGCAGUGGCAUGGCAGUUGCCUCCGGUGCUGUGAAUGUCGACUGCCACUCGACACCGAGCUCACCUGUUUCUCCAGAGACGGCAAUAUCUACUGCAAAGAAGACUACUACAGACUAUUUUGCGUGAAGCGGUGCGCUCGAUGUGGGAACGGGAUCACUGCUAAUGAGCUGGUGAUGCGUGCUAGAGAUCUCGUCUAUCACCUGACCUGCUUCACUUGUGUCUCCUGUGGAACUCAGCUAUCUAAAGGAGACGUCUUCGGCAUGAGGGAUGGCCUCGUCUACUGUCGUCCCCACUACGAUAAUGCGUGCCUCGAUGACUAUUGUGAUGAGGAUAUGACCAGCAUUUACAGGUGCCAAGAUCUGCAUAGCGAGGGUGAUUCUCCAUCACAGUACUUCAAUGGAGGUCCCACUCAAAAGGGGCGACCCCGAAAGAGGAAGAUAGCUCAAGGCUCCCCAGAUGACAUGCAAGUCCAGACGAUGAGGAUGGCCAGUACAGCUCUAGAGAUACUCCACCGCGGUGAUCUCUCGUCUUCAAUGGAGUCAUUGGCCUACGACUCAUCAGUUGCUUCGCCUGGUAGCGUAUCCAGUCACACACAGCGUACCAAACGGAUGCGUACCAGCUUCAAGCACCACCAGUUAAGGACCAUGAAGUCCUACUUCGCAAUCAACCAAAACCCUGAUGCUAAGGAUUUGAAGCAACUCGCUCAGAAGACUGGCCUCUCCAAACGUGUUCUGCAAGUCUGGUUCCAAAACGCCCGAGCAAAAUGGCGUCGUAACAUGAUGCGUCAGGAAUCAACUAACGGUGGUCCAGGCCACUCCAACGGGUCCAUCAUCCAAGGAGCAGUCUCCCAACCAAACCCUGGACCCAGUACCAUGCUGAUAUCAGAACCAAUGCCACCAAUGGAAGACAUGAGGGUCCACACACCACAUCCUCACCCAAUGACUUUCAACGAGCUAUAUUGACAAAUCCAGAAUGAAUACCUUCAAGCGGUGGGUGGACAGAACGAGGUAUAAUCGUGUAUAAAGAAAGUAAAAUUAAGUGUUGGAAUGGGAAUUGAUGCAAUAGAUAAAAUGUGUAGGGUGUGGAAGGUAUUUAAAAAUAACAUAAGAUGUAUAAAACGACGAAAAGGAUCUUUAAUUUUUUUUAUUCUGAUUGCCGUCUUCGUAUUGUUUAAAGACAGGCACACAUGUGACAACAAAAUUAAAACUGUAUGAUAACUUAUAGUGUUGAUUCGGACUUAUAUCAUGAAGGAUAUAUUGUGUAAUCGCCUUUAGUCCCUAAUAUUCAAUUAGACAGACGAUUAGACGAUUACAAAUUCAUCACAAAACUUAAACCAGGAAAGGUUUAGAUCAAGACUUUAGGUCUCAUCUCUUCAAGUUUAUUGAAGACUAGUGUCUGAAAAUUAAACUAGACUGUACUUGUACAGCACAUUUUGUAGUAAAUAAAGGAUGAAUAGAUUUUGUGAACUAUCUAGUUUAUAAAAUUAGAUCUCUAUUUAAUUGACUCUUCAACUACAAUAUCAAGUCAACGCAUUAAGUAUUUUCCUAUCUAUCUCUAUAAAAUUAUUUUUAUAGGAGUGUGUAUAACCUCAACAUUAUUUAGAACUUAAAUACUUUAGUCUUUAAUCAUAGUUCCUAAUAAAUAUUUUGUAGUAACAUUAAUAUUACUUAACUUGAGUUAGGCGAGUUGUAUUCACUCAUAGUCAUUCUCAUCAUGAUAGUCCUAUAAUAUUGUAAAUAUUAGAACUUGUUUAAAGAAGUUCAUAGACAACGCUUACGUUGAGUUUUGUCGUUUGAUUGAGGCUACCGGAGGCCCGAUCACCCC